Messenger RNA from Plectropomus leopardus (leopard coralgrouper), 296 nucleotides. The record is from RefSeq and is a predicted model, not a curated record. Lineage: Eukaryota; Metazoa; Chordata; Actinopteri; Perciformes; Serranidae.
GGGAGCUGUUUGCCCAGGCACCAAUUAAGGAGUAUCCCGGUGUUGCGGUGGAGACGGUCAGCGACUCCAGCCGAUACUUUGUUCUGCGGAUACAAGACGACAACGGUCGCAGUGCUUUCAUAGGAGUUGGUUUCGGGGACCGAGGGGACGCUUUUGAUUUCAAUGUGGCUCUGCAGGACCAUUUCAAAUGGGUGAAACAGGAAAAUGAACUCAGUAAAAGCGCCCAGCUCGGUGAUUCAGGACCAAAACUGGACUUGGGCUUCAAAGAGGGACAGACCAUCACACUCAACAUAGGG